AUGCCCCGUGGCUUCGACAAGCUCCUCCAUCACGAACCCGAAUCAUCGCCAGAUCCCCCGCCCCGACGACCCUCCACGCAAUCCCGCUAUCAUCUCCAUGUCCGGCAACAACCCAUCGCCGCGCGAGCAUGCGGCGCCGGCGAUAGAGACAGACGCCCCGUCGAUCCACCCCCGAUCGUCCAAAUACUCCUGACAGACUUCGACGCGGAAUCUCAGGACGACCGCGACGUCCUACAAGACCCACGCUUCACAGUGGGCUGUCUACUCUUCCCUGUCUCAGACUCGAACAGCUGGACUCCCUCAUCAGAAGCCGAAACCAUCCAAUCCGCCGAACGCGACGCCAACGGCGUCGCCCGCGUAGAUGAUUCCUUCUCUACACCCCUCCUCUCCGGCAAAGCCUUCAUGUCCCCCUUCUUCGUCGACGCAGACCCAGAUCCAAACUCCGCACCUACCCACCCAUCUUCAGACGAUACCCUCCACCCUCUCAACUCCCCGCCAACCCACGACCAAGGUCAACCGCCAUCCCUCCGCAAUGCAUCAAAACUCAAUCAACCCGCCACAUUCUUCAUCUUCGCAGACCUAUCUAUCCGCUCAGCGGGGCUGUAUAGACUCCAAUUCCGACUCAUGAAUUGGGGCUCCGUCGAGGAUACAGGCCAAUCUAUGCCUAUACUUGCGGAAGCUUGGUCCGAUCCGUUUCGGGUAUAUGCAGCCAAGGAUUUUCCUGGGAUGCGGGACUCUUCUAUUCUUGCGGAGGGGUUGAAGGAGCUUGGGUUUGUGGAGUUGAAGACUAGGGGCAAUGGGAAGGGGAAGGGGAGGAAGAGGGGUGACAAUUAA
Penicillium cataractarum is the source of this 834-nucleotide messenger RNA. Its product is annotated as velvet factor family protein. The record is from RefSeq and is a predicted model, not a curated record. NCBI's taxonomy places the organism in Eukaryota, Fungi, Ascomycota, Eurotiomycetes, Eurotiales, Aspergillaceae. Bases 1 to 834 code for a protein of 277 amino acids. The transcript has a single exon.